Molecule: messenger RNA, 2065 nt
Organism: Sphaeramia orbicularis (orbiculate cardinalfish)
Lineage: Eukaryota; Metazoa; Chordata; Actinopteri; Kurtiformes; Apogonidae
Gene: rbbp5
Product: retinoblastoma binding protein 5
Cellular component (GO): Set1C/COMPASS complex
Molecular function (GO): protein binding
Source: RefSeq, a predicted model, not a curated record
CUCACAAGAGGCUCGGCGGCGCCAGGCUCCGGUUGGGUGAAGUCGAUAAAGGGAAUUUAUUGAGCUGCAAUAUUAAGUGAAAUUGGCUCGUUAAACAGCUUUGGAUUAGCACAACUACCACAAUGAAUCUGGAGUUGCUCGAGUCGUUUGGGCAGAACUAUCCAGAGGAGGCAGAUGGAACUCUGGACUGCAUCAGCAUGGCCCUCACCUGCACCUUUAACCGCUGGGGCACCCUGCUGGCUGUGGGCUGUAACGAUGGGCGCAUUGUCAUCUGGGACUUCCUGACCAGAGGCAUCGCCAAGAUCAUCAGUGCACACAUCCACCCAGUCUGUUCAUUAUGUUGGAGUAGAGGGCACAAACUAGUGAGCGCAUCCACAGAUAACAUUGUGUCUCAGUGGGACGUCCUCACCGGGGACUGUGACCAGAGGUUUCGCUUCCCGUCCCCCAUCCUGAAGCUGCAAUACCACCCCCGAGACAUGGACAAGGUUCUGGUUUGUCCCAUGAAAUCAGCCCCCGUCUUAUUAACUCUGUCAGACUCCAAACAUGUGGUCCUUCCUGUGGAUGACGACUCUGACUUAAAUGUGGUGGCAGCGUUUGACAGGCGGGGCGAGUACAUCUACACUGGUAACGCCAAAGGAAAGAUUCUGGUGUUGAACACAAACACUCAGGAGCUGGUGGCUUCGUUCAGAGUGACCACUGGAACCAGUAACACCACUGCCAUCAAAUCCAUCGAAUUUGCACGCAAGGGCAGCUGUUUCCUCAUAAACACUGCAGAUCGGAUUAUUAGGGUUUAUGAUGGCAGAGAGAUACUGACCUGUGGCCGAGACGGUGAACCUGAGCCCAUGCAGAAACUACAGGACUUGGUCAACAGGACUCCAUGGAAGCGCUGCUGUUUCUCUGGUGAUGGCGAAUACAUCGUGGCUGGAUCGGCCCGGCAGCAUGCGCUCUACAUCUGGGAGAAGAGCAUCGGAAAUCUGGUCAAGAUCCUGCAUGGUACCAGAGGAGAGCUGCUGCUGGAUGUUGCUUGGCAUCCUGUCCGUCCCAUCAUCGCCUCCAUCUCCAGUGGGGUUGUGUCCAUCUGGGCUCAGAACCAAGUGGAAAACUGGAGUGCUUUUGCUCCAGACUUCAAAGAGCUAGAUGAGAAUGUGGAAUACGAAGAGCGAGAGUCUGAGUUUGACAUUGAGGACGAGGAUAAAAGUGAACCUGAGCAGACAGGUGCUGAUGCUGCUGAGGACGAGGAGGUUGAUGUUACCACUGUUGACCCCAUAGUUGCUUUUUGCAGCAGUGAUGAGGAGUUGGAGGACUACAAAGCCCUGCUGUACCUGCCCAUCGCCCCAGAGGUAGAGGACCCAGAGGAAAACCCCUUUGGCCCCCCUCCAGACGCCUCGGCCCAGGCGGGGGCUCUGGAGGAUGCAGCAGGUGGCGGAGACAAAAAGCAGAGGCAGCCAUCAUCUGAAGGAGGCCCUGCCAAGAAGAAGGCCCGCACUACCACUAUUGAACUGCAGGGGGUGCCGAGUGAUGAGGUACACCCCCUGCUGGGCGUGAAGGGGGACGGAAAAUCCAAGAAGAAGACAGCGGGGCGGCCCAAAGGCUCCAAAGGUAAAGACAAAGACUUCCCCUUCAGGCCUAAGCCCUACAUGGGCGACCGGCCCCCCUUUCCCAUGGACACCCUGGGCAGCUCAGGCCCAGGAGGAGGAGGAGGAGGAGGAGGAGGAGGAGGAGGGAUGAAGGCCAGGGCAGAGGGGGGCCUGGCCACAGGGAGUUUGAUGUCGCAGUCAUACAAACAGCAUGACAUCGGAGGGAUGGAGUAACGGAUCUACACAGACCUGUGCAUAUGGACAUAUAGACAAAUGGACAUGUGGACACAUGGCCAUAUAGACAACCGGACAUAUAGACUCAUGGACAUAUGGAAAAAUGGAGACGUGGAGCUGGUGUUGUGUACAGACUCUGACCUGUGUGGAUGAACGGUGUUUCCGGAACCUUUAUCAGAUCCUGAGUGUCUCGAUAGAAUGUGUGUUGUGUUUGUUUUUAUACUAAUUAAAACAUCUUGAUUUCUAAAUAAUGA